AACCAACAAAUCCUCACUGAGAGCUUCUUCAAGAACAAGAGCAAAAUGAAAUCUGCUGUAGCUUUUGUUGUUCUUUGUCUGCUUAUGCUGCAUGUACAAGGUCAGGCCAGGAUGAGCGUAAAGAGGUGCUUAUGUCAAGGUUCUGGGGUGAACAUGGUUCGUCUACAACGUGUUGAGAAGGUUGAAGUUUAUCCUCCUAGUCCAUCUUGUGAAAAUGUGGAAAUUAUUGUCACUUUGAAGAACAGUGCAGGACAAAAAUGCUUGAACCCAGAAUCCAGUUUUGCCCAGAAUUACAUCAAGAGAGCCAUUAAAAAGAGGAGUCUGCAGUGAAGCCUGUGACACAACAGUGACGAUGUGGAAGAGAAGAUUGUGAACGCUAUUGACUGUAUUUAUUGUUACCGCAAAUGCAUAAACUACAUUGUAAAUACUGUAAAUAUGUCAUGUUUAAUUUAUAAAAGUGAUGCUGUCAUAUAAUUGUGUAUUGUGAGAUGUUGAAUACAUUUGUCUUUUCUGAAACACCUUGUAAGUUUUUUUUUAUUGUACUUUUAUUGUUAGUUUUGAUAUUGAUAUCAGAAAUAAAUUAAGCACAUGAAUGUGCCUGAAAUCUACAAAUACAAAUGUGAUGUGUUACUCAUUAGCAACAUGCAGAACAACGUUUAUAUCAGCUUUCAUGUCAGUACCUGCUGACAUUUGACAGCUGAUAUUUGAUUUUUCACUUAUAUUAGACAAUCUCA
Pygocentrus nattereri (red-bellied piranha) is the source of this 734-nucleotide messenger RNA. RefSeq names its product C-X-C motif chemokine 11-6-like. Gene Ontology annotation, biological process: antimicrobial humoral immune response mediated by antimicrobial peptide; chemokine-mediated signaling pathway; neutrophil chemotaxis. Bases 46 to 330 code for a protein of 94 amino acids. Gene Ontology annotation, cellular component: extracellular region. Gene Ontology annotation, molecular function: CXCR chemokine receptor binding; chemokine activity. The transcript has 5 exons. Lineage: Eukaryota; Metazoa; Chordata; Actinopteri; Characiformes; Serrasalmidae. The record is from RefSeq and is a predicted model, not a curated record.